AUGUCAAUAUUUCGUCUUUUAUCUGCAAUACUUCAUUUGGAAAAUGUUGUUAUUAAUGAUGAAGGUGAACAUGAAUCAACAUUUAUUAAAGAAUCAGAUAAAUCAUUUUUAAUAUUUUGGUCACUUGUUAAACUUGAUGAAAAUCGUAUGAGAACAUGGCUAUGUAAUAAAAGAAUCAAAACAGGUGUUGAACUUCAUGUAUUUACACUUGAACAAGAAGAAUAUAUGACAGAAGAAAUAACUUGGUCAUUUAUUCAAUUUUAUGAUAAUCAACCAUGUAUUGAUUUAAUUGAAAGUAGAUUAGGAAUAUUAAAUUUAUUAGAUGAAGAAUGCAAAAUGUCUAAAGGAUUAGAUGAAAAUUGGCAUAGAAAAUUAGUUAGUCAAUAUGGAAAACAUGCGGAUUUUUCAACAAAACAAAAAUAUGCAGCUAAUUCAACAUUUAUUAUAAAUCAUUUUGCAGAAAAAGUUGAAUAUUGA
Messenger RNA from Rotaria sp. Silwood2, 477 nucleotides. The record is from the annotation of a GenBank genome assembly. NCBI's taxonomy places the organism in Eukaryota, Metazoa, Rotifera, Eurotatoria, Philodinida, Philodinidae.